AUGCCCUUACCACUACCUUCGAGUUUUGCCUCUGCCGCUGCUGGCAUUAACCAAGAUUCAAAGAAAGAUGGUACUAUGAGCGGAGAAUGGACACGGUCUCGUACAAACGGAGCGACACAAACUUUUCGUCGCCCCUCUGUCGCGACAAAUCUAUCGCACAACCGUGAUAGUAGCAGUCAACCUACAUCUACUCCCACUUCUACCGCAUACAUUCCUCCUCAUAUGACCUCCAACUAUCAGCCUCGCAACGGUUCGACUGGCGACAGCCGAUACUCCAAGGAAGACCUUCUAAGCAUCUUUAAGGGUCAACGAGAUUCAGGAGCAUUAGGAAAGAAUAUGGGGGACCAUUUCUUAGCUUCAUGGAACCCGCUUGAAGAUGCAGGAGCUACCAAUGGUGCCUGGGCGAAGAAAGAGGAUCAAAAAGAUUCCCCACCCGGACCUGAGGUUUGCUGGGACCAUUUGGGGCAUUAUGAACCACUAGGCUUAAUAGAGAUGACGGAGGAGGAACGUGAGCUCUUCUCGACUACUGUUAACUCUCCCUUGAAACCUCCACCAUCAAGCGCCACCAAAGACAAUACUCCUGGUGUCGGUGGACGCAAAGCCUCCGUCUCUCAUUCUACUUCGUUCAACACCUCAUCUCCAAGUUCUGGACGACCAGGAACACGACGUCGAGAAACUCAGGACUCAACGGGCAAUCCCAUGUCUCCAACUGCCGGUUCUCGUUUCUUCCGGGAAGAGCCUAAUACAACCACCCCUCCACCUUCUCUUCUCCGCCGUAAAACCGACCUUCGCGACCCAGCAUCGAGUGCCAAACAGUUUGAAGAGAAAGACAAGCCGAAGGAUCUACCGGAAAUUUCAUCACCAUUUGGAUCUUUGAAGCGGAGCGCUACGAACCCAGUUGUCAGUGGUUUAGCCAGCACUUCUUCGCCUUGGACAUCGGCUUCCCAAACUGCCAAUUUGUCACCGAUGGGUGCUUUCGGAAGCUUUUCAUUAGGAACCUCUAGUCCACAAGCUCCAACAUCGGCUGUUGAAAAAAGACCCGGAUUUGGUAGUGUUCGUGGUGAAAGCAGAUUCAAAGGGUUGCUCUCGAAAGAUAGCUCGGAAGAUGUUGGAAUGCUAGCUAAGGACAAGGGUCUGGCGAAAGAGAUAGAGCGUCUUGCUGAGACUGAAGGGACAAGCCGUUCCCAAUCGCCAUGGAAUGAAACCGUCAAAACCCGUGCAACCCGCAGCGAAACGAAUCCAUUUGACGAGCCUCGCAGUGGGAGCGCUGCUCUUGGCGGCUCUGAGGAAGUCGGGUCAGGAAUAGAUGAGCUUGGAUUUGCCGCAUUUGGCAUGACGGCUGGUGUUCCUGGCCUUCGAGAUCUACUCGGUCGUGGCGACGGUGCCCAUGGUUCUCCAAGUCACCUCCAGGGUCUUGAACCAACCAGUCCGACAAACACAAAUCCCUACCAAAGCCCGCGAGGUGAGAAGGUCGAUGACGACGUAGACACCGAUGGCUCUGAUGUACAGCGAAGUCAGCAUCCUGGCAUCAGUGGGCUGCGUGAUGACGCUGCUGCGGCUCCCUUUAGUUCUAUCCGACGUGGCGGCUCUGCUCUAGAUAUGUCCGCUGGUGACCGCAGUCAAACUUCUAGCGUCGGUCCGGGCAGGGGUUUUUCUAAUCUUAGCGGACUGACCGGUCUUCCCGCUAUCGGUGGUUCAGGGGCCUGGCCUUCUGCUGGAGCAAUUGGCACGCCAACACGUGAACGAGCUGCCUUCACCGGAUUCGGUGAUCCUAUCUUUGGAUCUAUGGCCGAAGUUCAAUCUCCGGGUCUUUCUACGCUUGGUGCAGGCGGCUUCUUCGGUUCUCAUGCGGGACUUAGUGGAACUGGAAGUAUUGGUCGGGCGAGUAAGAUGGGUUCUCUUUUCCCACCGUCUAUGCAAGACAAUACACAGGGUGAGAUUGGACGUCAGGAAGACGGAAGUAGGUCUCAAGAUCUUAAACCUUCUACAUCAACGCCUUCACAACUUCCAACCACAUCUGCUGGUAGUGCUCUGACAACGCCUCUCGCCACAUCUUCCGAAGUCUCGCAGACUCAACAAGGCUUAUCUACUGGCGGUUCCAAUGCUCUCCCUACGGCCCAGCAACGCACUAUGGUCAUGCCGGAUCGCAUGAGAUGGAUCUAUCGGGAUCCCCAGGGAAACAUUCAGGGACCUUGGUCAGGACUGGAAAUGCAUGAUUGGUUCAAGGCAGGAUUCUUUACUGCGGAGCUUCAAGUCAAGAAAUUGGAAGACCCUGAAUUCGAGCCUUUAGCUCAACUUGUUCGUCGCAUCGGAAAUUCACGCGAGCCGUUCCUUGUACCUCAGAUUGGCAUACCUCAUGGUCCUGAGCCCAAUCAAGCUGCAACAUGGGGCACUGGAACACAGCCUGGUGCCGCACAACCCCCGUUCGCAAACAGUUUCCCUACCUUCGGAACCACACUCACUGCGGAGCAGCAGAACGCCUUGGAACGAAGAAAGCAGGAGGAGCAGUAUCUCAUGGCUAGGCAGAAAGAGCAUCUUGCUCAACAACAAGCUAUGAUGAAGCAAAUGCAACUACAGGGCGGACCACAUAGUGUACAACCCCAGCUUCAGCAUCAUUCAAGUGCACACAGCCUCCAAAGCCAACCCAGUUUCGGAAGUAUCACUUCUCCCGCUGGUGGUUAUCAGCAAUCUCCUAUUCAGGGACCUAUUCAGCCUCCGCAACCAAUGCCAGGAUACUUCGAUGGCCCGUUCAGACAAAAUACUCUCCCUUUCGGGCCUCAAAUUCUCGGCACGGACUUUGGCUCACACGAAGAACUCCCAGGCUUUCUUGAUCGCCUAAAUUUGAAUCGUCCGGGUCCAUUUCCUCUAAACUCUCAAGGCUCAUUUAGCGGUCGUCAACAGGAGGCCGGCAUACACCCCCAACAGGUCAACUCGAUACUGCAGGAACGUGCCCGCCUUCAGCAAGAGCAGGAGCAAUACGAUAAAACCCAUUCGGACAGUAUUUUCGAGCAACAAGCGCGCGAUGAACGUCUUCGCCAGUUUCACGCCCUCCGCUCGGAUGAAGAUGAAAAUUUGUUGAGAGGUAGCGAGGGCCUGGGAUCUCUUCCAACGUCUACGGCGCAGCAAAACGAGUCCGAUCAGGAGCAACAAGAAGAAGAAGCAACUUUCUUGCAAGAUCAGGAGACAUCUACCAAUGAACCACUCUCUCUGUCCCAGCAGGUGCAAAAGGCAGCUACCGCACAAAGACAACAGCAGCAACAGCAAAAGCAAGCCCAAGCUGAGGCUGCAUGGGUGGCCAAGGGUGAUCCUGGCAUUCCUCAUCCUUUCCCGCCUCCUCCAUCUCAAUCCCCUCUUCCAGCACCGGCAGCUCAGCGGAAUCGUCAGCACGUCGCCGAUGCUCUUGCUGCAACUUCCCGCUCUCAGAACCAGACUCCUGUUGAAACCCCUUCAGCUUCCAUUGCUCCAUGGGCGAAGGACAGUAUUGAAGCACCCAAGGGCCCAUCUUUGAAGGAGAUUCAGGAGGCAGAGGCGCGCAGCGCAGCUCAACGCGAAGAACUUGCAGCACAAGCUCGUCGUGCUCAACUUUUGGCCGAACAAGAGCGACUCUCUCAGGCACAACAGGCAACAGCACCUGGGUUACCAUCAACAGCCAACUGGGCCAGCAGUGUGUCUCCAGUCACCCCAAGCACUGCCAGCUCAGCUUGGUCCAAGCCAGCUGCAAAGGCUACUGGCACACCUGCCAAGACUCUUGCUCAGAUCCAGAAAGAAGAAGAGGCACGUAAACAAAAAUUGGCUCAAGUCAGCGCUGUUCAGGCUGCAGCCACCACUGCAGCUUCUCCGGUGUCUGGAAAGCGGUACGCCGAUCUCGCCAGUAAAGUAGCUGCGUCGCCAACGCCUGCGGCCACUGGUGCAUGGACUACAGUUGGUGCGGGCGGUAAAGCUAAAGCACCACCGGCUACUCCAGUCGGUCCUCGCUCCACUAGUGCUACGCUCGCUUCUCCUCAAGUUGCCAAGCCAAGACCUGUAGCUCCAGUCAGAACAACGACCAUCGCCACCACCCCAGUUUCUAAUGCAAACCGUGCAAACGAGGAGUUCACAAAGUGGGCUAAGGUGACCCUGGGCAAGGGUCUUAACAAUGGAAUUAAUGUGGACGAUUUCGUGCAACAACUCCUCUUCUUACCUGCCGAAGCAGAAAUUAUCUCCGACUCUGUCUAUGCCAACUCUCAGACAUUGGAUGGUCGCCGUUUCGCAGAAGAAUUCAUCCGCCGCCGCAAGCUUGCCGACAAGGGAAUCGCUGAUCCUGUCAGCACCAAUGCAUUCAUUGAUCAGAAGGCAGCUUCUGGCGGCUGGAGCGAAGUUGCAAAGAAAUCCUCAAGUCAGCCCAAACAAGAGGACGAGAGCGCUGCUGCAUUCAAGGUUGUCGCUGGCAAGAAGAAGGGCAAGCGGUAA
Molecule: messenger RNA, 4449 nt
Organism: Talaromyces marneffei
Lineage: Eukaryota; Fungi; Ascomycota; Eurotiomycetes; Eurotiales; Trichocomaceae
Exons: 5
Coding region: 1-4449 (1482 amino acids)
Molecular function (GO): protein binding
Source: RefSeq, a predicted model, not a curated record